CAAUCGACCGUAGGAAAAGACUUGAACGAGCAGUAAACGAUUUUGAUUUUGAUAAGGAUACAAAGAAUUAGUGGGAAAAAGUUCAAAUUAACUGAGAUUGUGUCAAGAAAAAGUGAAAAAAAAAAUUAGAGAAAUUUCAGAAUGUCUCCACGAAAAAAGCGUGGACCGCCGGCCAAUGCUGAAAUACUGCGAGAACAAAUACAAUUGUUGCAAACAGAAAAAGAGCUAAAGAAAUCACUGGAAACAAUCAAAGACCACAUUAACAAAUUACUAGUGGAAGAGCUAGAGUUAAAGUCGGCAUUGGCGCGAAGUCAGAGCACACAAAUGUACACAGCAACACCCAAACAAGAGCCAAUCAACCCGGUCUACCAAUUUGAUUCCGUAAAUACGAUCAAUGAGCAAAAACUGAAUCUUUUUCCUGCACAGAGAAACCAGUCGAUAGAAGAAUAUGACGAGGAGUAAAUGACCAUUUAUAUUUUCUUCCGAAAUAGUGCCUUUAUUCUGCUAUAUAAUAAUAAAAAAAAA
Sitodiplosis mosellana (orange wheat blossom midge) is the source of this 525-nucleotide messenger RNA. RefSeq lists its product as uncharacterized. Lineage: Eukaryota; Metazoa; Arthropoda; Insecta; Diptera; Cecidomyiidae. The transcript is spliced from 2 exons. The record is from RefSeq and is a predicted model, not a curated record. Bases 142 to 462 code for a protein of 106 amino acids. Gene Ontology annotation, cellular component: nucleus. Gene Ontology annotation, biological process: transcription by RNA polymerase II; transcription initiation at RNA polymerase III promoter.